This is a messenger RNA of Funneliformis mosseae, 135 nucleotides long. The record is from the annotation of a GenBank genome assembly. NCBI's taxonomy places the organism in Eukaryota, Fungi, Glomeromycota, Glomeromycetes, Glomerales, Glomeraceae.
AAUAAUAAUGCUAAUGAAAUUCAUAAUGUGGAUCACUGGUUACAAAUGGUAGAAAAUUGGAUUAAAAUAUUGGAUACUGAGAAUCAUUUGGAUAAUAGUGAAGAUAUUGAUAAAGAGCUACUUAAUAUACAAUAG